AAAAUCCAACAAGACCGUUGAAAACUCAGACCUCCCACUCCCACAUAAAGUUCGAAUAUAACUAGAAAUAAAAACUCGUGCAACGAAGGGAAAAAUGGAGAAGAAUCAGAUCUGGCUAGCCUUUGGGACUCUAACCCUGCUGUUCCUAUCAGUUAUAGCUGAAGAUGUCGUUGUGCUAACAGAGGAAAACUUCGAUAAGGAGGUUGGCCAAGAUAGAGGAGCACUUGUUGAGUUCUAUGCACCUUGGUGUGGGCACUGUAAAAAGCUUGCUCCUGAAUAUGAGAAGCUUGGUGCAAGCUUUAAGAAAGCUAAGUCUGUUUUGAUUGGCAAGGUGGAUUGUGAUGAGCAGAAGAGCAUAUGCAGCAAAUAUGGGGUUUCAGGGUACCCAACAAUUCAAUGGUUCCCUAAGGGAUCUUUGGAACCCAAAAAGUAUGAAGGGCCACGUACAGUAGAGUCUCUUGCCGAGUUUGUGAAUAGUGAAGGAGGGACCAAUGUGAAGAUAGCUGCUGUUCCAUCCAAUGUUGUGGUGCUAACAACUGAUAACUUUGAUGCGUUAGUCUUGGAUGAGUCCAAAGACGUUUUGGUUGAGUUUUAUGCUCCCUGGUGUGGUCAUUGCAAAAACCUUGCUCCUACAUAUGAAAAGGUGGCCACAGCUUUUAAGAUGGAAGAAGAUGUGGUUAUUGCUAAUCUGGAUGCCGACAAGUACAAGGAUCUGGCUGAAAAGUAUGGAGUAAGUGGUUAUCCUACAUUGAAGUUCUUCCCCAAGAGCAACAAAGCUGGUGAAGAUUAUGAGGGUGGCAGAGAUUUAGACGACUUUGUCUCUUUCAUCAAUGAAAAGUGUGGUACCAGUCGUGAUGGAAAAGGACAGCUUACAUCAAAAGCUGGUAUAAUUGCACACCUGGAUGCUUUGGUAAAGGAGUUUGUAGCUGCUAGCAGUGAUGAGAAGAAGGCAGUUUUUGCCAAGAUAGAAGAGGAAGUUGGGAAGCUACAGGGUUCCACUGCAAGGUAUGGAAAGAUUUACCUGAAAGUUGCAAAGAAUUAUAUGGACAAGGGUUCUGAGUAUGCCAACAAGGAGAUUGAUAGGCUUCAGCGCAUGCUUGACAAGUCAAUCAGCCCAGUGAAGGCAGACGAAUUCACCCUGAAGAAAAAUAUUCUAUCAGCAUUUGCUUGAUUAAGCGGACCAUUGUAUUGCUGUCAUCUCACACAGGACAGUGGUUAAUUUUAAUCUGUUUGAUGGAGAUUGGUGGAUCAGUGCUGCCUGAUGAGACCAUAAAAUUGAUUUGAGCAGAGGUUUUCUAACACUGAUGAUCUAUAGGCCUUUGAUGUUAUUAAAUGAGCCCAUCUGUGCGGUACUGAAAAGCGGAUCCCUUUAUUAAGAGUAGUAAAAGUAAUUGGUGUCUUCAUUGAACGCUACUUUUGUUUACACAUUUUCAAUUUUCAGAUGAAGUAUAUUUUCUACAGGCAA
Messenger RNA from Mangifera indica (mango), 1465 nucleotides. Its product is annotated as protein disulfide-isomerase like 2-1-like. Gene Ontology annotation, molecular function: protein disulfide isomerase activity. Lineage: Eukaryota; Viridiplantae; Streptophyta; Magnoliopsida; Sapindales; Anacardiaceae. Gene Ontology annotation, cellular component: endoplasmic reticulum. Gene Ontology annotation, biological process: protein folding. The coding region runs from base 95 to 1171 and encodes 358 amino acids. The transcript has 11 exons. The record is from RefSeq and is a predicted model, not a curated record.